Stegodyphus dumicola is the source of this 482-nucleotide messenger RNA. RefSeq lists its product as uncharacterized. The record is from RefSeq and is a predicted model, not a curated record. Lineage: Eukaryota; Metazoa; Arthropoda; Arachnida; Araneae; Eresidae.
AUGGAAGACAAUGUUAAUUAUAAUUCUGACACUUCAAGUAGUGGUUCUGAAUUUAUACUACCAAAGAGACGACGAAUGGUAGUUACUGAAAGUGAAAGCGAAGAGUUGCCGGAAGACUUAGAUGAAUGGCGCGAAGUCACGGAAGAAUUAGAUAUUCCUGAUAGAAUACAUUUUAGUGUAUCUCCAAAGGUCACUGGACCCCAAAUUCCUACAAAUAUUGUACAGCCGACGCAAUACUUGAAAUUAGUUUUCACAAACGAACUGGUAAAUGAAAUUAUAAAAGAAACCAACAAUAACGCAGAAUAUGUUCUAAAGGAAAACGAAAUAUCUAGUAAUUCUAUUUGGAAAACGUGGCGUGCAGUGGAAGAGGAUGAGUUUUGGGCUUUUAUUGGAGUUAUUAUCAAUAUGGGUACGAUAACCCUGGCGAAUAUGCAGGAUUAUUGGCCUUUAAGGAGAAUAGUUACAUCCCUUUCUUUAGUAAA